Molecule: messenger RNA, 691 nt
Organism: Penaeus indicus
Lineage: Eukaryota; Metazoa; Arthropoda; Malacostraca; Decapoda; Penaeidae
Product: zinc finger protein 358-like
Exons: 1
Biological process (GO): regulation of DNA-templated transcription
Cellular component (GO): nucleus
Molecular function (GO): RNA polymerase II cis-regulatory region sequence-specific DNA binding; DNA-binding transcription factor activity, RNA polymerase II-specific
Source: RefSeq, a predicted model, not a curated record
UGCCCGGCGCGUGCCAAGGGUGUGAGGGUUGAUGUGUUGUCGUUGCAGGCGGUGGGCGGCGGGGGCGGCGCAGCGGUGUGUCCAGUGUGCGGGAAGGCCUUCCAGGGGCGCAACCGCCGCCAGAACCUGGCCCACCACCUGCUAACGCACACGGGUACCCGGCCCUUCCCAUGCCCCCAUUGCAGCUACAGGGCCACUCAGAAGGCGCACCUCAAGCGCCACCUGGAGCGCAGGCACGGGCAGGCGGGCGAGCGGCUACACGCCGCCCACGGCGCCCACCCCGCGGGCGCGCUGACUCAGGGCUUGGAGGCACAGGAGGUCUCCGCCGAAGGGACGUCGCAGCCCUUCACGCCUUUCCCUUAGACGAGUAGACGCUGGGGCCGAAGGUGCAUUUCUCUGGGACGGUGAAGCAACCACGUUUUCUUUUCUUUUCUACUGAAUGUAUUCCUACAUUACCGGUAUAAAUAGAAUAUCUCAUUUUGAAAAAGUGAUUCAUUAUGGAAAUGUGUACAAAUGUUUUUAUUAUUCAAUAAACUUCAUAAUAUGACAUAUCGUUUCAUUGGCCUCUAUAAGUGCUUGGUAUCUGUUUCCCUUUUCGAAAACUUCCUGAAAGAUUAGAUAAGCCUAUAAGUCGAAUGACAUUUUUUCUCUCCUGCAUAUCCACACACAUCCAGUCACGGGAGCGGAGAGA